AUGGAGGAGGUCAUUGCAGGGCUGGAAGGCUUCACCUUUGCCUUCGAGCAGGAUGUGGAAUUGCAGAAGGGCACUGGGCUCCUGCCUUUCCAGGGCAUGAACAAGUCCAGCUCUGCCAUGUGCAACUUCUUCACCAAAGGGCUCUGUGAGAAGGGGAUGCGGUGCCCGCUUCGCCAUGAGAAGGGUGAGAAGAUAGUGGUGUGCAAACACUGGCUUCGAGGGCUCUGCCGAAAGGGUGACUGCUGCAACUUCCUGCACCAGUAUGACCACAGCAGGAUGCCCGUGUGCUACUUCCACUCAAAGUUCGGUAACUGCAGCAACAAGGAAUGCCCCUUCCUCCACGAGAAGCCAGCUCCUGAGCCCCAGGACUGCCCUUGGUAUGACCAAGGGUUCUGCAAGGAAGUAGGUCCCCUGUGUAAAUACCGCCAUGUCCAACAAGUAAUGUGUCCCAACUACUUCACCGGCUUCUGCCCCAAGGGACCUAAGUGCCAAUUUGGACACCCCAAGAUGAGUCCUGUACUUCACCCCAGUAAUGGGAAGGUAAGUCUUGUCAACCAGUCUUGGGAUUCAACUACUCCAGCUUCUACUGGCAACACUGUAGCGAGGCCCUUACCAGGCAAAGCCCAUGGUCCCCCAUCAGAAGAGGUGGAGCCUGCUUCCGGCCUGCAGCUCUAG
Molecule: messenger RNA, 675 nt
Organism: Acomys russatus (golden spiny mouse)
Lineage: Eukaryota; Metazoa; Chordata; Mammalia; Rodentia; Muridae
Gene: Cpsf4l
Product: cleavage and polyadenylation specific factor 4 like
Exons: 7
Coding region: 1-675 (224 amino acids)
Cellular component (GO): mRNA cleavage and polyadenylation specificity factor complex
Molecular function (GO): metal ion binding; RNA binding
Source: RefSeq, a predicted model, not a curated record